AUGAAGGCUAGGAUCUUGCAUGCUGGCCAGCGACAUGAUCUACUCCGGGGCGAGUCCACGAAUGUCCCGGUGGACCAGUCUAAUGUGGUCCGGGUGUUCAUCAGCUCCACUUUCACAGAUAUGAGCGUGGAACGUGAUGCUCUCCUAGACAACGCCUAUCCAGAGAUACAGGCUUUCUGUCAGAAAUUGGGCCUGGUCUUUGAGGUAGUUGACAUGCGUUGGGGAGUACCAGAUGCAUUGACCACUGAUCACAUGAGCACAGAACUGUGCCUGAGAGAGAUUGAAUCUUGCCAAAAGAUGUCAAUAGGGCCCACCUUUAUUGCUCUCGUUGGCAAUCGCUAUGGUUAUCGACCCAUCCCCCGUAUAAUCGAAGAAAAGGAAUUCGAGGAACUGCUGUUGAAGCACUCUUCAGAUCCCAGAUCCUCUAAACUGCUUCUGGAUUGGUUCUGGAAAGACGAGAAUGCCAUUCCUCCUGUCUAUAUCCUUCAACCUAUCACCAUGCACCUGCCAUAUUACAGUGAUGUAAGGCCAGAGAAGCGGGAGGAACACCAGAAGGCGUUGCAGUCCUGGUCGGAGCUGCAGCAACAGAUUGCUGACUUACUUCGAACAGCGGCUACACAGGCGGAGGAGGAGGGCCGAAUAAAGAAAGGGGCAAAACACAAGUACUUCAAAUCAGUCACUGAGUUUGAGAUUGACCAGGGCCUUCAGGACACAAGAGGAGGGGAUGUGUACUCUUCAAUCUUUAUCCGAGAUAUCCCCAACAUCCAGGGUCACUCUGAACAGCAACAAUUUCACAAAUUUAUCGACGUUACAAAUGAUGGCUGCAUCGACACUGAGGCUCAGGAACUUCUCACUAGCUUAAAGACCCAAAUUGUCACCAAAUAUUCAAAGAACCUCCAUGUACACCAAGUGCAAUGGUCGAGCGGAGUGCUGGAUGAACAAAGUGAAGCUCACAGGGAAUACCUCCAUAACCUGUGCCAGAACUUUGUCGAGGACAUAAAGCAGCAGGUUCUCAGAAGAGUCAGGGUUCGCCAUGAAGCCCAGGAUGAGAUGGAUUGGCUGUUUGAAGAGUUGUCUCACCACAUGGAUCUCUGCCAUAAGAAAUGCAGCAUCUUCUGUGGGCGAACCCAGCUCCUCACCAGCAUUUGCCAAAGCAUUGAAUUGCAGAACAAGUGCACCCACAGGCCACUGGUUAUCCAUGGACCUUCAGGGACCGGGAAGACCGCAGUCAUGUCAAAACUUGUUGUGGAGGUGAGGAAAAGUCUUGGUAAAGGCACUGUGGUGGUUACCAGGUUGCUGGGUACAUCGCCCCAGAGCUCAGAAAUUCACCCAGUGUUGAAGAGUGUCUGCUUCCAGGCGUGCUUAGCAUUCAAAUUAAAACCUCCUUCGGCCCACGUUGUUAACUCUUACAAUGAGCUGGUCCAAUUUUUCCAUAGCCUUCUAAGUGCAGUGUCCAAGAAGAAAAGGGAAGCCCUUGUCCUUAUCUUCGACUCCCUGGACCAAUUGUCUUCCAACGAUGGAGCUCAUAGGCUCCACUGGCUGCCAAAGGAAUGCCCCCCAAAGGUCCACAUUAUCAUCUCAACCUUACCUGAGGAAUUCAACAUCUUAAACGUCCUACAAGAAGCCAUACCAAGCCAAGAGUGCUACUUCAAAGUGGAGCCGCUAUCCUGUGAACAUGGCCAGCAGGUGAUCGACAUGCUAUUGAUGACAGUGAAGAGGAAACUCACAGGAGAACAGCAAGAGCUCAUUCUAGAGGGUUUCAGGCAGUGUGGACAGCCUCUCAUGCUCAAGUUGUCUUUCGAUGAAGCCAAGAGAUGGAGCUCAUAUGUGCCAGCUUCUGAGCUGUAUGUCGCUAAGGGCACACGGGAGUCUGUGCGCUUCUUAUACGCAAGCCUAGAAAAGAAGCAUGGCAAGGUCUUGGUAUCACAUGCUCUGGGGUAUAUCGCCUGCUCGAGGAAUGGACUAUCAGAGGCUGAGCUAAAGGAGAUCUUGUCACUGGAUGAUGAAGUGCUUGGUGACAUCUACCAAUAUUGGUCCCCUCCAAACAAAGAUAUCAUCCGCCUCCCUCCUUUGCUGUGGACACGCCUUCGAUAUGACAUUGGAGAAUACCUGGUAGAGAGGCAGGCAGAUGGUUUCCCUGUCCUCGGCCUUUACCACCGGCAAUUUGUGGAAGUGGUGCAUGAGCUGUAUCUCUCAGCGGAGGAGAAAACCAAACACCACUCAGUGCUAGCGGAUUUUUUCAAGGGAACAUGGAGCCUGGGGAAGAGAAAGGCCAUCACACUUCCUCUACUGAAGGAGACGCUGGUUGCAGACAGGAAGGUCUCUGCACAGCCGCUGAAAUUUGGGGAUGAUGUUGUGAACUUGCGUAAACUGAGUGAACUGCCGUACCAGUUGCUGAAUGCGGGGCGUAUUGAUGAGCUGAAACAGGAGGUUCUUGGGAACAUGGAAUGGAUAGUUUGUAAAAUACAAGUCACAGGAAUGAAGAGCUUGCUGGAGGAUUUUUAUGCAUGCACCAAGCACAUUGAUUGUCCAGAGGUGCAGCUAAUUCAAGAUGCACUAUUGCUCAUCUGGCCUACAGUAGACUUCAUGGAGAAUGGAAUAGACGAGAGUGUCCUGUAUGUAGAGAUGUUGGCACGUCUUGACUUCUUCAAGGGUUCUUACCCAAUGAUUGAUGAGCUCUGCCAGCAAUGUGUAAAAUGGUAUGCUAUGUGCCCCAACCCAAUCUUCUCUCCGCUAUGUGGCUUCUUCCAGCCCCCUGGUGGGCCACUAAGGACAACACUGACUGGGUUCAGCAAAGGUGUGACUGCGAUGGAGCUAAGCGCUGAUUGCACUGUGCUGGUGGCAGGCUCCAUGGAUGGAACAAUGAUCGUGUGGAACCUGCAGGACAUUGAAGUGAUUCACACAUUAACGGGACAUUCUGGUGAGGUACUGUGCAUCAAAGUGAUUCACAACAAGGCUCAUGCUGUGUCAGGAUCCUUUGACCAUACGCUGCGUCUAUGGAAUCUACUGACUGGGAAAGAGGUCUACUCCAUCCAGGAGGAUCACUCUGACUAUAAGCACUUUGCACUGCUCCAGGUGGAUGAAGCUACUGAUGUGAUCUACUCGGUCUCAGGCAGCCAGAUUAAGAGUUGGCAUCUGGAGAACGGAAAACCUCUGUUCCAAAUAUCUGAUGGCAACCUGGACCACACAACACACACAGCAGUGCUUGGGUCCCACAGUUCGCUGCUGACCGUGUCUUUUGGGGGCAAGCUAUGUGUGUGGGACCAAGGCAAGGGCACUCUACAGAACACUCACUGUCUCCCUGGCCUAGGUAUCUCAACCCCGACCUGCAUCCUUCCACUGAGAAACCAGGAGAGAGUAGCAAUCGGAUUCGACGAUGGAGUUGUGGCGAUGGUUUCUCUGAAUGGGAGUUGUGUCAUGGCAAAAGUCAAUGUAUCAGUCACAUUCCUGGUCACCUCAGAGGAUGAAAAGUGUCUCGUGGCAGGCUUUGGAAAGUAUGUCCGAAUUUUCAAAUUAGAUAGCAGCUCAAUUCUGAAAACCCUGAUGACAGACUUAGAACAUGGUGGCAGAGUUCAGACUGCAGUGAUCAGUAAGGAUGGGAGAUUACUGAUCACAGGCUCCAACGACGAGACCAUUCGGGUGUGGAGCUUAUUAGACGACGUAAAGCUGACGGACUCAGUGGAAGGUAUGGGAGCUCCCACCACCUCACUCUUGGUAUCUGGAAACACCUUGAUAUCCGCAUCACGCAGUGCCUACUACCUUAAGAUUUGGAGCCUAGCCUACGAUCGCCAGCACAAAACCAUCACACCUUUCCAUAACCGCACUACAAUCACCGGCUUGUCACAAGAUGGGAAAUUAGUGUGCUUCCCCAAAACUGGGGACUGGGAGAAAAUAGUCAUCUGGAAUCCUGAAGAAGGUGUGAUGCUUCAUACGCUCGAUGUUGGCUCUCAGAUUUUGUGCCUGGCAGUCGUUCAGCUGAAGGAGUUACUCAUUUGUGGCCUGAGGUCCGGCUCGUUGCUGGUCUUCUGCAUGGCAACAUGGCAGAGGCUGGUGUGCCACCUCCUGCCCAGGCAGUGGGAAGCCGCGCAACGUGUCGCUGUUAGCAGGAGUGAGGAGAAGCUGGCGGUGGCCUACAGCAGCUCCAUCAUUGUGUACGAGCUGCAUAGUGCAGAGUCCGACCCGGUGCUGGGCGAGGUCCUGGUCACGUUCCAUGUGCCGCCUCAGUUUACAUUGUCCAGUCUCGCCGUCCUUUCGGAUUGCAGUGUGCUUCUCGGCAUGGUCACUGGGGAGCUGCACCUCUACCCUGCUGGUAGUUUAUCACCAACUGUCCUGGAGCCUCAUGACAGCACAGUAACCUGCCUGGAAACCAGUCACAAUGAACUGUACGCCUUAAGUGGAUGCCAGGGACCAAUCCAGAGAAUAUGGAAUCUCUCUGUGCGGAGAUGGGACCAUGAGAUGUCCUACAAGGGCCUGUUCUUUCAAGGUGUGGUCUGUGCUGCGUUCUCCCAGGAUGAUCGUCAUGUCUACACUGGCUCGCAGGAUCGAACGAUCAAAGUGUGGGACCUUCAGAACGGUUCACUCUUGACAGUGCAGUACGUGUACGCGGAGGUAACCAGGAUUGUGCCAACUUCAGAUGGGAUGGUGGCCAGCACAAGGCUCGGCUACCUCAUCAAGGAGAGAUUCACAAGCCCUGCAGCUGUUGAUCCCAGUUACAACCCACUCAGAAACAUCAGGGCCAGCUGCUGUGUGCGGUCCAGGCAGGGGAGAGGCAUGAGGAGAGUCUAUGCCACUGGCCCCGGCAAUAUCAGCAGAGAGACACCAAAAAGAUCACAAACCAGAGCCCUCCUUCAGAACUCAAUGCAAUCCCAGACCUGCUCCCUGCUCUGA
Messenger RNA from Carcharodon carcharias (great white shark), 4887 nucleotides. RefSeq names its product NACHT and WD repeat domain containing 1 (gene nwd1). Gene Ontology annotation, molecular function: protein binding. The transcript has 19 exons. Bases 1 to 4887 code for a protein of 1628 amino acids. Lineage: Eukaryota; Metazoa; Chordata; Chondrichthyes; Lamniformes; Lamnidae. The record is from RefSeq and is a predicted model, not a curated record.